Centruroides sculpturatus (bark scorpion) is the source of this 498-nucleotide messenger RNA. RefSeq lists its product as uncharacterized. The coding region runs from base 1 to 498 and encodes 165 amino acids. Lineage: Eukaryota; Metazoa; Arthropoda; Arachnida; Scorpiones; Buthidae. The record is from RefSeq and is a predicted model, not a curated record. The transcript has 2 exons.
AUGUGCCGCUUUGUACGAGACCCUAAAAUAUACAUUUCAAAUGGUAACAUUAAAGGAACAUUGGAUGGCUAUUGCAAGCACUUUCAAGAUCGGUGGAAUGUGCUUCAUUGUUUUGGAGCCAUUGAUGGAAAGCACAUUGUGAUGAGGAAGCCCAUCAACAGUGGUUCUCAUUACCAUAAUUACAAAGGGACUGAAUCAAUUGUUCUUUUAGCAGUUGUGGAUGCAAAUUACACAUUUCGAUAUGUUAAUGUUGGCACACAAGGGAGGAUCAGCGAUGGAGGUGUGUGGAACAAAUGCAACUUAAAGGAGCUUGUAGAUGUAAAUGCUCUUGACAUACCUCCAGCUCAUUCUCUUCCAGGUCAAGACAUUUUCACCCCAUAUGUCUUCUUUGCCAAGGAUGCUUUUGGCUUGAAACCGUAUAUCCUCAAACCUUAUGGUGGAAAUGAUUUGACUCUGGAAGAACGGAUAUGCAAUUACAGGUUAGCAUUCAGUGGCUAA